This is a messenger RNA of Sphaeroforma arctica JP610, 621 nucleotides long. RefSeq lists its product as hypothetical. The record is from RefSeq and is a predicted model, not a curated record. The transcript has a single exon. Bases 1 to 621 code for a protein of 206 amino acids. Lineage: Eukaryota; Ichthyosporea; Ichthyophonida.
AUGGGUACCCGGGCUAUAAAGAAGACCCCUUGGAUGCAUACCAUAAUAUGCCGGAUAGGCCCAGCGAAGAAAUCGAACUGGACCCCAUCGUAUACCCCUUUAAAGAACCUGGAAGAAAUUACGAUUCCUCUAAAUACAGUCCAAGCUCCUACCAAGCAAUACGCUAAGGAAAUCAUAACCAACAAGACCUCACAAGGAGAAGUAUUAACGAUGGGUCAGAGAACGUCAACACAGGUAGACAAGCUAGCUGAAGUAUUUAAGAAAGGGCUAAAUAUCAAGUCACCUGAAGCUCAGACUACAACCCUCGAGGCGCUAUUGAAGGACAUGAUAGAAGUACACGAAAGACAUAUGACAUUGUUCAACGAAAGCAAUGCUGUAUCAGCAGCAUCAGCAAAACGCACUUCGACGGAAAAACAAGAGUCCAAUGAUGAUGAGCAUGGUCAAGAGACUGAUAAUGAGGAAGAAGACGAAUCUCCUGUACAACGUGACAUGGGUAAAAAAAAGAACUUAAAGUUCACGAUUGGGUUGUACAACACCACAAUCUUAAACAUGUUAGCGAACGACCUACUCUACGAGAUGCCCAAGCAAAAGGAAUUGAUCAUCACAAACUCAGGGAGAUAA